CGGGCCGGUCAGUGUGAGUCCAGCUGAGUCCAUCAACCCCUUUUGCCUCCCGCGCUAUGGCCGCUCCGCCGCAGCUACAGGCUCUACUCAAGGCGGUCAACGCACUGCUGCGCAAGCGCCGCUACCACGCUGCGUUGACCCUGAUUAAGGGCUUCCGGAACGGGAUCGUCUAUGGAGUCAAAAUCCGGGCCCCUCACGCACUGGUCAUGACCUUCCUCUUCAGGAGUGGCAGCCUCCGGGACAAGCUGCGAGCCAUUCUGCAGGCCACCUACACCCACUCCUGGAAUCUGGCUUGCUUCGUGUUUGUCUACAAGGGCCUCUGCGCCCUGCAGGCCCACACACAGGGCAAGACCUACCAGUCGCACUCAUUCCUGGCUGCCUUCAUCGGGGGCUUCCUGUUGUUUGGAGACAACAAUAACAUCAACAGCCAGAUCAACAUGUACCUGACGUCGCGUGUCCUCUUCGCGCUGUGCCGCCUGGGCGUGGAGAAGGGCUACAUCCCGGAGCUCCGGUGGGACCCGUUCCCUCUCUACACAGCAGUGGUUUGGGGGCUUGUCCUGUGGCUCUUUGAGUAUCACCGGCCCACGCUGCAGCCCUCGCUGCAGUCCUCCAUGACCUACCUGUACGAGGACAGCAACGUGUGGCACGACCUCUCGGACUUCCUCAUCUACAACAAGAGCCGCGCUUCCAAGUAGGCGGCUCCCAGGUGCUCACCCCGGCCCCGCAGGCACCUGGCGAGCUCCGCUGGGCGCCGUCAGCACACCCUCCAGAGGGUCCUGCCUUCUGGAAGUCAGGCCUCACACUCCGACUUGGCUCAUCCCAGGGCUCCAUUUGUGGAAGGAAAAGCACAGAUUUUCACGACUCAGUAGGUACUUUGAACCGUGCGACAGACGGCUGAGUCAGGUUGAGGAGUCCUGGGCUUGAUUCCAGCCACGCUGCUGCCCUCCAUGACCAGGGAAGGUCUCUGGGCUUCAGGGGUCCUUGAGCCCAGAAGAGGAUCCUUAGAGAGGGUCUCUUUCUGGUGGGUAUGUUCAUUCUUCCACUGUUCUUCUGUAACAGAAGGCACCUGGAUGGUGGGCAGCGGGUUGCAAAUACUUUUUAAAGAAAUACGAAGUUCCUCUCUCUGGUGUUGUAUUGGAGAAGUUCUAGAACCGCACUGUCCAGUAGAAACAUAAUGUGAGUCAUACAUGGAGUUAGAUUUUUUUCUAGGGCUGGGGAUGUAACUCAGUGGUAGGGAACUUGUCUAGCCUUUGUGAGG
This is a messenger RNA of Marmota flaviventris (yellow-bellied marmot), 1258 nucleotides long. It is a transcript of the gene Pxmp4, whose product is annotated as peroxisomal membrane protein 4. NCBI's taxonomy places the organism in Eukaryota, Metazoa, Chordata, Mammalia, Rodentia, Sciuridae. Gene Ontology annotation, cellular component: peroxisomal membrane. The record is from RefSeq and is a predicted model, not a curated record.